AUGAUUGCAAUUAGAUUCUAUUGGUUGUUCAAUGCUAGAACUAUCACUUCUUCAGUUACUAUUAGCUUCACUGUUCUUGAUGAGAUGUUAGGAAACUCCAUAGCUUCACCUUUGGCAACAUUGAGUUCUGCCAAAUGCUUCUGCCACUCUGCAGGUGAUUUUGUUAGACCAUUGAGUCUGAAUCAUGGUGUGGUUGGAGGAGAAAGGAAUUUUCGUGUUUCGAGAAAGAAGUGGAUAGUGGUUUGUUCAACAACACAAGUUGAAACCUCUAGUGAAGAUCCAAAGACAUGGGAAAAAUGCAAAGAAGCAUUGUCUUGUUUCGAUUUCAGUGUAGAGGAAAAAGACAAGAUACUAGGAAAAGCCUUUGGUCAUCUCCACUCGCCUUACUGGACCGAAAAACGGGAGAAAGAGAAUCCGAAAGUCGAAAAUGUGAAUCAAAUACUAGAGUUCCUUAGAGGUCUUGGUUUAUCGGAAGAGGAUCUUCACAAGGUGAUGAAGAAGUUCCCUGAAGUACUUGGUUGUAGCCUAGAAGAGGAAAUGAAACCUAACAUUGUGAUCUUGGAGAAUCAAUGGGGGAUUACAGGUAAGUCGCUGAAAAAUCUUUUGCUUCGGAAUCCGAAAGUGUUGGGAUACAACGUUGAUUGUAAGGGAGAUUGUAUUGCUCAAUGCACUCGGUGUUGGGUUCGGUUUUGAGUCCUUUACUAGUGUUCAUUGGUUCUUGAAGCUGAGUGUUCGUUGAUAUUGUUUUAUGUAUUUGAGUGUUAACUUAGAAUUAUAGCAAAGAUAAGCUGAUGUGUAUCGCAUAGCUUCUUCUUCUUCUGGUUUCAUCAGAGCGACUUGAAUAAAUCAAACAUUGAUCUUGAUUUGGGGAUCAAUGUGUAUAUGCCUAAACCAGUUUGCUCUACAUCUGAAUAUAAAAGAUUUAGAGUGAAUGGAGCAAGUAGCAAAAGAAUCAGUAUUAUUUUGUUUAUUUGUUUAUUUAUUUAGAUG
Thlaspi arvense is the source of this 990-nucleotide messenger RNA. The record is from the annotation of a GenBank genome assembly. NCBI's taxonomy places the organism in Eukaryota, Viridiplantae, Streptophyta, Magnoliopsida, Brassicales, Brassicaceae.